Molecule: messenger RNA, 1998 nt
Organism: Penicillium oxalicum
Lineage: Eukaryota; Fungi; Ascomycota; Eurotiomycetes; Eurotiales; Aspergillaceae
Exons: 6
Coding region: 1-1998 (665 amino acids)
Molecular function (GO): O-methyltransferase activity
Source: RefSeq, a predicted model, not a curated record
AUGCGGUUCAGUUUAAAACCUUCCCCGCAGACGCAAAAGCUACAUUCAGAUAUGGCCAUCGAGGCAAAAACAUGUAUCGAUAUGGACAACGUCGAAGGUCUAUGCAAGAGCCUACUGUCAUCUAUUGACAAGUAUCGUGCGACUACGAAAGAACUUGAUCGAGUCCGUGCCGUUGAGGCAGCUACAAACUUGACAAGGUCGUUAGAAAAACCGGCAGAUGCGAUAUACAGGCUGUUCCUAUCGCCAGCUAUUCUUAUGGCGGUCAAAGUAGCCUCGGACCUUGAUAUGUUCUCAAUACUCUCCACGAGCAGCUCAUCUAUCACCUGCCAGGAGCUCGCGGCACGAAAAGGAGCAAGCGUUGAACUCACUGAGCGGAUCAUGCGCGUUCUUGUGUGCGGUGGUUUCGCUGUGGAAAGAGGACCUGGCAAAUACACAGCCUCAGCCAUGUCGGACAGAAUGACUGACAGGACGGUUCUUGGGCCUGUGAACUCACUCUUCAUGGACUUCCUCCCGAUUAUUCACCAGACGCCGGAAUUUCUCCAGAAAACAGGAUACCGAAACCCCGAAGACCCAAAGAAUGGGCCCUUUCAGUAUGCCUAUAAAACACCUCUGACGUGCUGGGACUGGCUAGCUCAGAACCCCCCAGUCCUCGAUCGUUUUGAUACCUACAUGGAAGGCCACAAAGCAGAUUGUGCUCACUGGACCAGCUGGUUCCCCGUUCAGCAUUUGUUACUGGAUGAUGUAGUGGCUGACGAUCGCACCUUGCUAGUGGAUAUUGCUGGGGGCCGUGGUCAUGACUUGAUGGAGUUUAAACAGAGAUUCCCUGACGCCCAUGGUGCCCUCGUUCUUGAAGAUCUGCCGGCUGUCAUCGAUGAUAUUCAGAGUCUGGAUAGCGGGAUCAAGCGAAUUAAGCAUGACUUUUUUCAACCUCAACCAGUUAAAGGCGCUCGCAUCUACUAUAUGAAGCACAUCAUGCACGACUGGUCCGACGAAAACUGCAAAGUCAUUCUUGGACACAUUGCUGCUGCCAUGGAGGAGGGAUAUUCAAAGCUCCUCAUUGAGGACCAUAUCCUUCCGGACGAAAACGCCGCAUAUCUGGAGAGCCUGAUGGACAUGAUUGUGAUGGUAUGGUGUCCGGGUAACGAGCGCACCCGCCAGAGGUGGACAAAGCUUCUUGAAUCUGUCGAUCUGGAGGUUAAGAAGUUCUGGCUGCCGGAUGGGUUAGGCCCAGGAAUUGUUGAAGCAGAGUUAAAACAAAAGCCAAAAAGCCUCACAUACAAUGUCAGUGCAGAGGACACGCAGCCGAUUGUUUACAGUCACAUAAAUGGGACCCUGGAUGAGAUACUCGAUCGGUUCCAGGUGUCCGAAUUAUGCAAAGGCUGGCCAGUAUACCGCGAUGCGUCUGAGUGGAGCAACUACCGAGAUUUAUUCGUGAAGGAUGGGGGAUUCGUAUGGACGACAUGGAGUGGUGGUCUCAGUGUGGAUGAGUUCAUCAAGGUAUCCAGAGAAGGACGUGAGCGCGGCGACUUCAUUAUGCACCGUGAGAACAGCACGCUCGUUGACCUGAACCCGGUCAAACUGCGGGCUGUGGGAAAGAUGAAAGCGACCAUCACACAGCGAUUCAAUAUCCAAGGCUGCUCUGUCGACAUUGAAUGCGAUUGUCGCUUCCAAUUCUUCUGCAAGAAGAUCCCAUCGAAAUCCGGUUCCUUGGAGUGGAAAACACAGUAUGUCAAAUUGAUAUACGAAAAGGACAAGAUGAUCCCAGUCGAUGGCCAGUCUGUGCCCAAAUUUGAUGAAGCUCAGCUCAACCUGUAUCCGGAAGGAUACCGAUACCUUGGGCUUGCACAAUCGACACUAGGGCAUCAAGUCCUCCCUGGGCUUCCAACCUUGAACAAUAAGGCUUUUUUUGAGAUGUACGACGCUAUCAAUCUGUGGCUUCAGGGUGAUGAUAUUGGGAGACUGCUGGGAGUGCCUGAAACAAGACUGGAGAGGCGCUGA